Fukomys damarensis (Damara mole-rat) is the source of this 3204-nucleotide messenger RNA. RefSeq names its product pleckstrin and Sec7 domain containing (gene Psd). The transcript is spliced from 18 exons. The record is from RefSeq and is a predicted model, not a curated record. Gene Ontology annotation, biological process: regulation of ARF protein signal transduction. Lineage: Eukaryota; Metazoa; Chordata; Mammalia; Rodentia; Bathyergidae. Gene Ontology annotation, molecular function: phospholipid binding; guanyl-nucleotide exchange factor activity; protein binding. The coding region runs from base 205 to 3204 and encodes 999 amino acids.
AGGAGGGACCCGGAGGCAGGCGGGCCUGGAGCAGCGCGAGCUGCGCCGCCUGCACCUGCACUGCCGAGCUGGGCCAGCCUCCCCUCGGCCUCUCCUCCCUCCCAGCUCCAGAAGGGUCUCGGCCUGUCUGAAGAGCAUGCAGCCCCCUUGCUCCCCACCUGGCCUCGCCAUCCCUGCUCCCCCAGCCUGACCCCCGGCCCCAGCAUGGCCCAGGGUGCCAUGCGCUUCUGCUCGGAAGGCGACUGUGCCAUCUCCCCACCACGAUGCCCUCGUCGCUGGCUCCCCGAAGGCCCAGUACCCCAGAGCCCCCCAGCCAGCAUGUAUGGCAGCACAGGCUCCCUGCUGCGGCGAGUGGCAGGCCCAGGGCCCCGUGGCCGGGACCUGGGACGUGUGACGGCACCCUGUACACCUCUGCGUGGUCCCCCCUCUCCUCGGAUUGCUCCCUCACCCUGGGCACCCUCUUCACCCCCUGGGCAGCCCCCACCAGGGACCCAGAGCUCUGUGGUCAUCUUCCGCUUUGUGGAGAAGGCCAGUGUGAGGCCAUUGAACGGGCUCCCUGCGUCUGGAGGCUUGAGUCGGAGCUGGGACCUGGGUGGGGUCUCUUCCUCCAGGCCCACCCCAGCCCUGGGUCCUGGCUCCAACCGAAAGUUUCGGCUGGAGGCGUCCACAUCAGACCCACUUCCCGCCGGAGGUGGCUCUGCCCUUCCUGGAAGCCAGAACUCCCUCCGUGGGACACCGGUCCCACCCCAGGUUGGGGCAGAUGGACUGUACUCCUCUCUCCCCAAUGGGCUGGGGGGCCCUCCUGAGCAUCUAGCUGCACUAUGUCGAGGGCCUGCUGACACUGGGUUCCUGAACCAGGGAGACCCCUGGUCCUCCCCCCGGGAAGUCUCCUCCCAUGCCCAGAGAAUCGCUCGAGCCAAAUGGGAAUUCUUCUAUGGCUCCCUGGACCCCCCCAGCUCAGGUGCUAAGCCCCCGGAGCAGGCGCCCCCCGCUGCCCCCACAGUGGGCUCAGGGCCAGGCUCCGGGGUGGCUGUGGGGCGAGCAGCUGAGUAUUCGGAGACAGACUUGGACACGGUGCCCCUGAGGUGCUACCGAGAGACCAACAUCGAUGAGGUGCUGGCUGAGCGAGAAGAAGCCGACUCGGCCAUUGAGAGCCAGCCCAGCUCUGAAGGCCCACCUGGCACUGCCCACCCAGCUGCCCCACAUCACGGCCUGUGCCCUAGGCCUCGCUCCAGCCUGAGCAGUGGCAACGAUCAAGAGGACGAGGCAGGCGGGGAAGAGGACGCAGAUGAUGAGGUGUUUGAGGCCUCCGAGGGGGCCCGGCCCAACAGCCGGAUGCCCCACCCUGGGCCUGUCAAGUCGCCAGUGCCCUUUCUCCCCGGGACCAGCCCUUCGGCCGAAGGGCCUGACUCGUUCAGUUGUGUGUUUGAAGCCAUCCUGGAGUCACACCGUGCCAAGGGCACUUCUUACACCAGCCUCGUGUCCCUGGAGGCCCUGGCCUCACCUGGCCCAACCCAGAGCCCCUUCUUCACCUUUGAGCUGCCUCCCCAGCCCCCUGCACCCCGGCCUGACCCAUCUGCUCCUGCCCCGCUGGCCCCUCUGGAGCCAGAUUCUGGUACCAGCUCUGCUGCCGAUGGUCCUUGGACACAGCGAGGGGAGGAGGAGGAGGCAGAGGCUGGAGCCAAGCUGCCCCCAGGGAGGGAGCCCCCUAGUCCCUGCCACUCAGAGGACAGCCUUGGGCUGGGGGCAGCACCCUUGGGCAGUGAACCACCCCUGAGCCAGCUGGUCUCAGACUCAGACUCAGAGCUGGACAGCACAGAGCGGCUGGCGCUGGGAAGCACAGAUACCUUGUCCAAUGGGCAGAAAGCAGAUCUGGAGGCUGCACAGCGCCUCGCCAAGAGGCUGUACCGACUAGAUGGCUUCAGGAAGGCCGAUGUGGCCCGGCACCUGGGCAAGAACAAUGACUUCAGCAAACUGGUGGCGGGCGAGUACCUCAAAUUCUUUGUCUUCACGGGCAUGACUCUGGACCAAGCCCUCAGGGUGUUUCUCAAGGAGCUGGCCUUAAUGGGUGAGACCCAGGAACGGGAGCGUGUGCUGGCUCACUUCUCCCAGCGGUACUUCCAGUGCAAUCCUGAAGCUUUGUCCUCAGAGGACGGCGCCCACACACUGACCUGCGCCCUCAUGCUACUCAACACGGAUCUCCACGGCCACAACAUAGGGAAGCGCAUGACCUGUGGGGACUUCAUCGGGAACCUGGAGGGCCUCAACGACGGCGGCGACUUCCCCAGGGAGCUGCUCAAGGCCUUGUACAGCUCCAUCAAGAAUGAGAAGCUGCAGUGGGCCAUAGACGAGGAGGAGCUGAGGCGCUCUCUGUCCGAACUGGCCGACCCCAACCCCAAGGUCAUCAAGCGGGUCAGUGGGGGCAGCGGCAGCGGCUCCAGCCCUUUCCUGGACCUGACUCCUGAGCCCGGGGCCGCCGUUUACAAGCACGGGGCCCUGGUGCGCAAGGUGCACGCAGACCCUGACUGCCGGAAGACGCCUCGGGGCAAGCGAGGCUGGAAGAGCUUCCACGGGAUCCUCAAGGGCAUGAUUCUCUACCUGCAGAAGGAGGAGUACCAGCCCGGGAAGGCGCUCUCUGAGGCUGAGCUCAAGAACGCCAUCAGCAUCCACCACGCCCUGGCCACCCGGGCCAGUGACUAUAGCAAGAGGCCCCAUGUCUUCUACCUUCGCACAGCAGACUGGCGGGUCUUCCUCUUCCAGGCUUCGAGCCUGGAGCAGAUGCAGUCCUGGAUCACGCGCAUCAACGUGGUGGCUGCCAUGUUCUCUGCACCCCCAUUCCCGGCUGCUGUCAGCUCCCAGAAGAAGUUCAGCCGCCCACUUCUGCCCAGUGCCGCCACCCGCCUCUCCCAGGAAGAGCAGGUGCGGACCCAUGAGGCCAAGCUGAAGGCCAUGGCAAGUGAGCUUCGUGAGCACCGGGCCACCCAGCUGGGAAAGAAGGCCCGCGGCAAGGAGGCAGAUGAGCAGCGGCAGAAGGAGGCCUACCUGGAGUUUGAGAAAUCUCGCUAUGGCACCUAUGCGGCGUUGCUUCGGGUCAAGCUGAAGGCGACCAGCGAGGAGCUGGAUGCCAUAGAGGCAGCACUGGCCCAGGCUGGGAGUGUGGAGGAUGGGGUGGGGGGUGGGAGGGGCAAGUGCCCGAAAUUUUGA